AUUCAUUCAGCCGCCCACACAACUUCAAAGAAAGUAUGAGCAACAAUCCACGGGAACCGACAGUCCGGAGCUGUGCACGCCGGACACCACGCCGCCCGUGGUAACACCGGAUCUCAGCCCCGUGCUGAGCGUGCCCACCUCGCCCCCCCGCAGCCCGUCCAGGCACGCCCACCGCCCCAGAAACGCCUGCUUCAUGCGGCAGACCGCCGUGGACGAUCAGGGCGGCGCCGAGAUCCAGGUGCUGGUGGAGGGGCGGGGCGUGGACGUGCCGAGGGGCGGGGCUAACAACUGGACCGGCGACACGUAUCCCGAGCGCGGGGGCGGCAGCCGCUCCGCCACACCCUCCCUCCUCGAGGAGCAGGAGGGGCAGAUUAACGGCCACGAGCAGGCCCCUUUGUCCAACCACAGGCCCCGGGAGAAAUCCUCGUCCAAUCACAAGUCCCGGGAGCACGCCUCCUCCUACAGAGCGUGGGAGCACUCCCUCGCCAACCAAAAGCUCCCCAAGCAAGCCUCUUCCAGUCACAAGUCGAGGGAGUACUCGUCCUCCAAUCACAAGACAUGGGAUCAUUCUUCCACCAAUCACAAGGCCUCUUCCAACUACAAGCCGCAGGUGCACACUUUGUCCAAUCACAAGGCCUUGGAACAUAAUACGUCCAAUCACGAGACUUCUGAGCAUGCUUCUUCCAACCACAAGCCACAAGAUUAUAUCUCCUCCAAUCACAAUGCAAAGGACCACGUCGCGUCCAGCUACAACCACCGACAGCACAACCCCUCCAACCCCAAGGCUCACGAGCACGCCCUAAUGGACCAGAGGCCGGACGGCGUUCCCGGGGGCUGGACCGCCGAGAGCACCCUCAGGUGGAGCCCCGCCCACUCGCGCCUCACGGAGCAGGAUGAGGAGAGGAUGAAUGACUACACGGUCGACAUGAGGCUGCAGUGUCCGGACUCGCAGGCGUCUCGGGGGCUGGGUCCGGAGUGCCCGCCCCCCAAGAACAACCGGGUGCGAGCCCGGGCCCUCCGGCCCGUCAGAGAGGGAUCCAUGGACUCUGUGCAGAUGCUGGACAACCUGAAUGUGGGGGCGGAGCUGGAGGAGUGGCCUCUGCACAGGGACCUCACCUUGUCCCCGCCCCUCAAGUCUCAGCCCAUCACUCUGGAGCAGGACGGGGAGCUUCUCGCCCUCAAAUCAAACUCAGGCUCCAGCUCUGUCCUGGUGGUUAUGGUCAUUCUACUCAACAUCGGAGUAGCCAUUCUGUUCAUUCACUUCUUUAUUUAAGCUUAUACAGGUAUGAUCUACUAAGACUUAUUGAUAACUACAGUAUAUUAUAUAUUAUUACUUACUGAGACGGACAUUCUGCCUUUUGGAGCCCAUCGGAGAAACUUUCUACUGUUGAAGCCCCCCCCCCCCCCCCGAUGCUAUACGCUUUUCCAGCUUUGCGAACAUAGAAACGAAAACAUUUAAGUGAAGAAGAGUUUGCAGCGUUGAACCUGGCGUCUCGGCUCAGUUUCUCAUCAUUCUAGACGAGGAAAUAAAGCCACGCCCGUUUUCUUGUGACAUGGAAACAU
Gasterosteus aculeatus aculeatus (three-spined stickleback) is the source of this 1563-nucleotide messenger RNA. NCBI's taxonomy places the organism in Eukaryota, Metazoa, Chordata, Actinopteri, Perciformes, Gasterosteidae. The record is from RefSeq and is a predicted model, not a curated record.